Quercus lobata is the source of this 1447-nucleotide messenger RNA. RefSeq names its product Serine/Threonine-kinase. Lineage: Eukaryota; Viridiplantae; Streptophyta; Magnoliopsida; Fagales; Fagaceae. The record is from RefSeq and is a predicted model, not a curated record. Bases 59 to 1312 code for a protein of 417 amino acids. The transcript is spliced from 8 exons.
UUGAAUAUUUACCCAAAAAAAAGAAAGAAAGACCGCUCCAGGCACAAACACAAACCCCAUGGACAAAACAUUAGAAGAAGCUUCAUCCAAAGGCAAAAAACGCCAGCGAGACCAACAACCUACCGAUCCUCAAACCAACCAACUUCAUCAUCAAAUUUUAUCACUAGAGGAUAAUCUUUCAUUUACCGAUACAUUGGUAGCGCUUCGCAUGAUGCGAGCUCAGUUUCCUCGCAUUGACAAGGUCUCGAUUCAGCCCUUCAUUUUAAGGUCACAAUUGUACAGCAGCGUAAAGGACAGAACUCAAGUGGAUAGGGAAUUAGAGUCAUUAAGAAGAGAGAAAGUAGUGCGCAUUUUCAAAUUAAAUACCGGACAGGAUGAUCAUGCUAUUAUGUUUUUGGAUGACUAUCUAAACCAGAUGGAAAAUGUUGUGAAAAGAUUGGAAGGAAAGGAGGGUGAUCAAGUGUUCAAGUGGUUUAGAACACAUGUUAUUGAUUCCAAGCUGGAACCUAGUAUUGAACAUCAAGAGCUUUAUACACUCUUAUCACUUGGGGGAAUGGUUAAGGAUGGACACAUCUCCCUUUUAAUCAAUGCUGGCCUUCUUAUUCUCAAAUCAGUUGUUCUGUGGAGCUUCUCAGUCCUUGCUUCAUAUGAUUGGGAGACAGGGAUCUUUUAUGAUUUUUUUGCGCAUAUCUCAUCCAAGCUACCUAGAGGGGGUGAUGACACCAUGAUAUGGCAAUUGAACCGUAGUGGUGUUUUUGAUGUGCGCUCUUUCUAUUUUUCAUUGCUAGCAGCCCCGUCGGUGUCUUUUCCUUGGAAGAGCAUUUGGUGUGUUAAGGUCCCUAAAAGGGUGGCUUUCUUUUUAUGGACAGCUGCUAGGGGUGGGAUUCUUACUAUAGACAACCUUGUUAAGAAGGAUUUACCUCUUGUUAAUUGGUGCUGCCUCUAUCGAUGUGAAGAGGAAACUGUGGAUCACUUAUUGAUCCAUUGUAAGUAUGCUCAUACCUUGUGGAGUGAAGUCCUUCGUUUGUUUGGGGUUCAGUGGGUGAUGCCCAAGAACGUUGUUUCUCUUCUCUCUGCAUGGUGGAAUUGGUUGGGUAGUCACACUUCAAAUGUGUGGAAUAUGGUUCCAGCGUGUCUUAUGUGGUUAAUUUGGAAGGAACGCAAUGCCCGAACUUUUGAGGAAACUGAGAGACUUGUAGAUUGUGUGAAGUCCUUGCUGCUUAGGACUUUGUUUGAGUGGUCCCGUAUUUGGGGGUUUACGCAUUGUCAUUCUUUGUUCAAUUUUCUUAAUUCUGUUAGCCUUUCUUUUUGAUUGGUUUGUAUUUUUUUCAGUGCAGUGAGUUUACUAUUGUAAAUCCAUUGUACUUCUAUUAUCAAUAAAUUUGUUAUUACCUAUCAAAAAAAAAAGAGGUUUCUUAUAUUAAGUGUUGAUAAUCACUUUGCUGAA